AUGUCACUGAGCAUGCAGGGUUCCGGAAGAGAGUGCUGGGAAAACUCUCCACAUACGGACGUGCGCGAUCGUUGCUCGCGCGAGCAGCAUCCCACUACAAGGUCCGUCGAGAGAGACGCUGAACGCUCCUCCGACAGGCGCGAGCCCCGUCCCGUCGACCACGAUGAGGGCAUGAUCGACUCCGAAGCGGGCCCCUUGGCAGAUAGCGAGUUCGGUCACCUCGACACCACCGGCUGGUACCCGCACUAUACGGAAUGCGUGCACUACUUCGUCGAAAUCGGCCAGCACAAUCCCACCGUGCAAUCCCUCGCCGCCUUCAUCAAUAUCCGCCUACCCGCCCAGCGCCCGGAAGCCCCGACCACGAACAUGUCCCCGGUUAACGCGCAGUCCGCCCCAUUUAUCUCGCUGCGCCCCUAUGUGCGCCGACUGAUCAUUACCGCGCAAGAUUCCCCGUCGACGAUGCAGGCCUUUUUUGGCACCGACUGGCCGGCCGGCGUCGGGUGCAUCCACAAGCAGGAGCGCGCCAACUACCUCUUCACCGCGAAGAGCAGCGGCUGGGCCAAAACUAAAGCGGCUUACGACCUCCUCCCAGACGAACAAGCCCCGUUCCUGCGCCCGCUGCGCGAUCCCUCCGAGGAGGAAAUCCGGACUGCCGAGGCGCGCUGGAGCGAGUGGCUUGCAAUGGAGGAUUGGAUGGUCGGCGCGCGGAGUCCCUGGUAG
Penicillium canariense is the source of this 720-nucleotide messenger RNA. RefSeq lists its product as uncharacterized. NCBI's taxonomy places the organism in Eukaryota, Fungi, Ascomycota, Eurotiomycetes, Eurotiales, Aspergillaceae. The transcript has 2 exons. The record is from RefSeq and is a predicted model, not a curated record. The coding region runs from base 1 to 720 and encodes 239 amino acids.